Messenger RNA from Cyclopterus lumpus (lumpfish), 3825 nucleotides. RefSeq names its product ring finger protein 19B (gene rnf19b). The transcript is spliced from 10 exons. Gene Ontology annotation, cellular component: cytoplasm; ubiquitin ligase complex. Gene Ontology annotation, biological process: ubiquitin-dependent protein catabolic process; positive regulation of proteasomal ubiquitin-dependent protein catabolic process; protein polyubiquitination. Lineage: Eukaryota; Metazoa; Chordata; Actinopteri; Perciformes; Cyclopteridae. The record is from RefSeq and is a predicted model, not a curated record. Gene Ontology annotation, molecular function: zinc ion binding; ubiquitin protein ligase activity; ubiquitin conjugating enzyme binding. The coding region runs from base 756 to 3014 and encodes 752 amino acids.
UUUCCUCCAUAGAGAGCGAGAGAGAGCGAGAGAGAGCGAGAGAGAGCGAGCUGCGGAGAUUUAACUUUGAGUUUCUGCGUUGCGCAAGAACGAGAAAAGGCUGCGGUGACCUGCAGGAGCUUCCCUGAGCGCGAGAGCGAAGGUCCGUUUCUACUUCCAUCUUCCCCGAGAGGAGCCGUCGAGGAGAGCCGGUGCUGAGCGAAAAGACCGGCGUUCAACAGGAGCGGAGAGGAAGACGUGCGGAGGAGCGGCUCUGAACACAGCUGGGGAGAAACAAUCCACACAGGAACAAUCACAGCAUUCAGACGCUCAAUCCCUGGAACGGACAUUAAUCUUUUUGAGGAUCACGGUAAUGUCUCACCUCGCCGUCUGCCUGGGAGAUGAAAGACUUGCCGCUCGUCUUCAACAACCUUUUGAGUUCAGAGUUUGAGUGAAACUCCGGGAGAAGACGGGGAUUUUUUUCUUUCUCCCUUUGAACAAUCUCUUUCAUUUUCUGUUUUGUGCGUCGUCGUCAUCUCACUCUGAUCUUUUCCUGAUAUCGUUUGCUUUCUCAUAACAGGAAAAGAAGGAGGUGACUAAUUUUCUCUGACAGGAGCGAGACUAGUGUUUGUGUUCCAAUUUGGCUUUCACCAGGAGACAAGUCCUCCCUUGUGUGUGUGUUACUGAGUGUGUGUUUUGUGUCAGAGUCCCUCUGCGAUACAUUAACGUGUCUCAGGGAGACAAUAACCGGCCCUGUGUGUGUCUCUUCUGGGAAAAUGGGAUCAGAAAAGGACUUGGAGUCGCCUCACUCCUCGGUGAGCGGCGUCCCCAACCCUAAGUGCCGCGCGGCAGGCAAACGCCAGGGCCGCAUCUCCUUUCACAGCCUCUUCAACAGCAAGCGGGGCUCUCGGGGCGCCAGGGGCCUCAAAGGAGGAGCCGCCACCCCUUUAUCCCAUCACCACCAACUUCACCAGCUCCUCCCUACUGCCUUGAGCUUGGCGCCCGCCGCAGCCUCCGCUGUGCCCACGACACCGACGACCACAACCACGGCGCCGACCACGACACCGACGACCACAACGCCGACGACCACGACGGCGACAACCACCACCACUGCAGCCAUCACGACCCCCCAGGAUGCCGCCUCCAGCACCCCGUCAAAGCCGCUCUCCUCCAGCCAGCCGUCCCUGAGUGGAGCCCCGUCCUCCGGGGAGGCCGACCUCCUGGAGUGCCCCCUGUGCCUGGUGCGCCAGCCCGCCGAGCAGCUCCCCGAGCUGCUGGGGUGCAGCCACCGCUCCUGUCUCUGCUGCCUGCGGCAGUACCUCCGCAUUGAGAUCACGGAGAGUCGAGUCCAGCUCAGCUGCCCCGAAUGUGCCGAGAGACUAUCCCCACGGCAGGUAGCGGACAUCUUGGAUGACGCGGCCUUGCUUGAGAAGUAUGAGGAGUUCCUGCUGCGGAGGUGCCUCGCCUCUGACCCAGACUGCCGAUGGUGCCCGGCGCCCGACUGCGGAUUUGCCAUCAUCGCCUCGGGCUGUGCCAGCUGUCCCCGGUUGGUGUGUCGCAGAGAGGGAUGCGGCGCCGAGUUCUGCUACCACUGCAAGCAGGCCUGGCAUCCCAACCAGACCUGCGACUCGGCCCGCCAGCAGAGGGCGCAGUCCCUGCACACCCACAGCAACCACUCCCCCAGCUACACACAGGAGCAGGGACCAGCUGAUGACAUCAAGCCCUGCCCUCGCUGUGGUGCCUACAUCAUCAAGAUGAACGAUGGGAGCUGCAACCACAUGACCUGCGCCGUCUGCGGCUGCGAGUUCUGCUGGCUGUGCAUGAAGGAGAUCUCCGACCUGCACUACCUCAGUCCAUCUGGCUGCACGUUCUGGGGGAAGAAGCCUUGGAGCAGGAAGAAGAAGAUUUUGUGGCAGCUGGGCACUCUGAUCGGAGCUCCAGUCGGCAUCACCCUCAUCGCAGGCAUCGCCGUUCCUGCCAUGGUCAUCGGCAUCCCCGUUUACGUCGGCCGCAAGAUCCACGCCCACUACGAGCUGAAGAAGACGUCUCGUCACAGGAGGAACCUGGCCAUCACAGGAGGCGUGGCCCUGUCCAUCAUCACCGCCCCUGUCAUCGCGGCUGUCAGCGUUGGAAUCGGCGUGCCCAUCAUGUUGGCCUACGUGUACGGCGUGGUGCCCAUCUCUCUGUGUCGGGGAGGAGGCUGCGGUGUCAGCAGAGGGAAGGGACGAGGCGUACGCAUUGACUUCGAUGAUGACGAUGGUCCCAUCACAGUGGCUGAUGCGUGGCGAGCCCUCAAGUCCCCGAGCCUCGGCGAGAGCAGUCUGGACGGGGCCCUCAGCGGUCUGAGCACCACUUCCCCCAGCGAGGGGCUCUCCGUGGCCCCUGGGACUCUGGGUGGCACGCCCCACUUUAACACACUGGUGGGCGGUGCCUUGGGAGCACGCACCAGCAAGUACAGCAGGCUGGAGGUGCAGGCGGGGGAGCUGGCUAAAGAGUCCGCCCAGAGGGAGACAGGCAGCCUGGGAGCAGGGAGCGACUGUGCCAGCACCCGUGGAAUGGCCGGAUCCAUCAUCUCGUCCUACACGCUACCCGACAGGGAGUGCACCAACCUGGAGAUCCAGGUGGACAUCGAGACCAAACCCAGUCACCUCUGCCUGACCAGCGAAGAGGACCUAAGCCCGGCCCCGGGCUCCGCUGCAAUCACGACGGCCUCCGGGGUGGAGGAGCCUCAGGACUGCAGCUCCAGGCGGGGCGGGGCUCUGUCCGGGUCGGUGCUGGGACUGUCGCCGGGCGUGUCCAUCAGGGAGGGGCUCAGAGACGUCACCCUGGCUCAGCCGGAGAGCAUCCGCAGUGACCUGGAGAUGUCGGACACUCAGUCGGACGACAUCGCCGAGCUGACGUCGGACGACUGUGACUCGCCUCACCCGAAGAGCUGCCACCUGCUAGCCGGCCAGCAGCCCCCGUCCUGCCGAGCUCUGAACCCCUUGGACGGCCUUCACUGUCCCGCAGACAGUAACGUCAUCCUCUACGUCUGAGAGAGCCGCAGCUCCUCGGAUUGCACAAAAAGACUCCCGACAGUUUCAUCUGAGCUCUCCUUUACUUCUUACUGCAUUUUCUUUUGUCUUUCUUUUAUCAUUUCUUGUUUGCUGCUUUUAAGACUCACAGACGGCCUCUUAAACACAGACAGGGUUUGUUCACUUCUGUCUGUCUGUCUGUCUGUCUGUCUGUCUGUCUGUCUGUCUGUCUGUCUGCCUGUCAAUCUUCUCGCUGAGUAAAUUGUCAGGGUUUCUACCUCUGAGAUUUAUAAGAUGAUGAUUUAUGUUUUCUCCUUGGUGCAAAAUGCCUUGGCUACUUAAGCAAAAAAAAAAAAAAAAGACAAAAAAAAAGUUACACAUUUUCCACGAGAAAUAUCGCAAUUCUGAAAUAAGGUGAAAAGUCACCGAGCACAGCGGAGGGAAGACGGAUGUUUGCUGGGGACGAAAGGGGACGAUGUGUGAUUUGUACUCAACUAUUGUGGCUUUAUUUUCUUCUCUAUUUUCUUCUCUCUAUUUAAAUUCAGAUGACCUGGAAAUGGUGUUAUUUGCUGCACGCUUGUGUCUGCAUGAGCCAAUGCCUUGUGUGAAAGGUUGAAAAAAGGGACGGUGAGCUUCUGUUACACUGGUGAAAGUUUACUUUAGAUGAUGAAGCUGCACUUGAAUCUCACUGUCCUUGCACAGAGGAGAAGGAGGAGGAGGAGGAGGAGUUUCGAUGAGUUCUGACAAUGAUGAGGACAGGAGACGCUGCUUUGAAAGAAGCUGUUUAGUCAAUUCAAGUCUGUGACAGUAAAGGGCAUCUUUUACAUUUUGA